CGGAGCACCGAGGCGCACAGAGACGCGACUCCGGCGCGCUGCAGCUCCGCGUCUGCGUUUCUCUCUCCGCUGCUUCGCGCUUACAGAAACAAAACGGCUCCUCUCCUCAUUGCAAGGCUUCCUGUUUCAUUUCCCUCUCUUCUCCCCCAUCGGUUCCUCUCAUGCCGCCGUUAAGGCGCAGGAUACGGGGCGAUUUGUGAUCGGCCAAGCAGCAUCUCGAUGAAUAUGGCGUGUAUUGGGGACGCAGACCCUUUCACCGCUGCGAUACCUGCCACCAAAGUUGAACUCACGGUUUCUUGUAGAAACCUGCUGGACAGAGACACGUUCUCCAAGUCUGAUCCAAUUUGUGUGCUGUACACUCAAGGAAUAGCCAACAGGGAAUGGAGAGAGUUUGGCAGGACAGAAGUCAUAGACAACACCCUCAACCCCGACUUUGUCCGCAAAUUCAUCCUGGACUAUUUCUUUGAGGAGCGGCAGAAUCUACGCUUUGACCUGUAUGAUUUAGACUGCAAGAGCGACAACCUCUCUAAACACGACUUCCUGGGCCAGGCGUUCUGUACACUAGGUGAAAUAGUCGGCUCCCUGGGAAGCCGCUUGGAAAAACCUUUGAUUGGUAUCCCAGGGAAGAAAUGUGGCACCAUCAUAGUGAGAGCAGAAGAGCUGAGCAACUGCAGGGAGUCGGUGAUGCUGCAGUUUUGUGGCAACAAGCUGGAUAAGAAGGAUUUCUUCGGAAAAUCAGAUCCCUUUCUCGUCUUUUACCGCAGUAACGAAGAUGGCUCGUAUACCAUCUGCCACAAAACAGAAGUGGUGAAGAAUACUCUGGAUCCGGUGUGGCAGGCUUUUAAAAUUCCUGUCAGGGCGCUGUGUAACGGAGACUAUGACAGGAGCAUUAAGGUGGAGGUGUAUGACUGGGACAGAGAUGGAGGCCACGACUUUAUCGGCGAGUUCAGCACCAGCUACAGAGAAAUGUCCAGAAGCCAGUCACAGUUCCACAUCUAUGAGGUGCUAAAUCCAAAGAAGAAAGGAAAGAAGAAGAAAAAGUACCAAAACUCAGGAACGGUCACCCUCUUGUCUUGCCUGGUGGACACUGAGCUCUCCUUCCUGGACUACAUCCGAGGCGGGACUCAGAUAAAUUUUACAGUGGCAAUUGAUUUCACAGCAUCAAAUGGCAACCCGUCCCAGCCCACCUCGCUCCAUUACAUGAGCCCAUACCAGCUGAAUGACUACGCCAUGGCACUGCGGGCUGUGGGAGAGAUCAUCCAGGACUACGACAGCGACAAGAUGUUUCCUGCAUUGGGCUUUGGUGCCAAGCUUCCCCCGGACGGACGGGUCUCGCACGAGUUUGCCCUGAACGGUAAUCCACAGAACCCUUACUGCAAUGGUAUCGAGGGGGUGAUGGAGGCCUAUUACCAGAGUCUCAAAUCUGUGCGUCUCUACGGACCCACCCACUUCUCCCCUGUUAUUAACCAUGUGGCCAGGUAUGCAUCAGCAGUGACAGACGGCUCACAGUACUUCAUCCUGCUCAUCAUCUCUGACGGCGUGAUCACGGACAUGGCACAGACCAAGGAGUCCAUAGUCAAUGCCGCAUCUCUGCCCAUGUCAAUUAUAAUAGUCGGGGUUGGACCAGCGGAAUUUGAUGAAAUGAUCGAGCUGGACGGGGACGAGGAGAGGAUCUCAUCCCAAGGACGAUAUGCAGAGAGGGACAUUGUUCAGUUUGUUCCUUUCAGAGACUACAUUGACCGGCGGGGAAACCACAUCCUCAGCAUGGCUCGCCUGGCUAAGGAAGUGCUUGCUGAAAUCCCAGACCAGUUUCUGUCCUACAUGAGGACCCGAGGGAUCAAACCAGGCCCAUUGCCACCUCCUUACACCCCCUGUCCACCACCUGCUAUCCACCCCCUCCUCACCAGACGGGUAAGCAGAAUCUAAAGGCCUCGCUCCAAUGCCGGCCAGCCGACUCAACUGGUCUCCACUACUCCUCUCUCUGCUUCUUCUUCUCCUGCUCUUCACUGGAGGCUUUUGAGCACACGGCAAACCUCGCCCGCUCACUUUCGAGAACGUUUGGCCAUGAGCCUGAGCGUGAUACGGAUAACCCCAAGUGGGACGCUUCCACUUUCUAGGAGCAGGGACUUCGAAGGUGUGGGUUUUGAAGGGGUUGUGGUGGCGGUCUGAGAUCACCUACCUGCAUCAGGAAGAGUGAACAGGACAGUAACUGACCACUCAUGGCAAUCAGACUGCAAGGGUCCAAACUGGGGAGGCCCUUUUGUGAAAUCCUGCUCGUCUGUUUGCUAUUUCUAUUUUUCACUUUCUCUAUCUUUCACAAAAUCAUGUCUCUCGAUAUAUAAAUGUUUACAAAAUUGAGGACUGGAGAGGAGUUUUUUUUUUUUUCCAGGAGGAAAUUUAUACCAAUCAAUGUGAAAACCUUUCAGAUUCCUAUUUUUCAGCUGCAGAAACUGGAGAUUGUGACUUUGUACAAAAACGUUUAGGCCCUGGUGCCACAUUCUUCAGUAUGAAGUGUGUGUUUUUUUUUAUAAAUGGAGCAUGUGGUAGUUUAAAAGAAGCAUGCACUGUUGUCUUGCACUCAGGGCUUUGUCCCUCCCACACAACCCCCCGCUCCCCACUACCACCUCACAACCAAUGCCAUGUUCCAUUAAGAGCAAACCCAUCACCUAACUGAAAUCUUCCCACGCUCCUCUACCUUCUGCUCCGUCCACCUGCCUUGACUCAAAAGGAAGCUGUGCUCCCUAGGAGUCUGGUCAAAUGAAAUGCAGCAGGGACUUGAACCAGCCUUACUCUUUUGUCAGAUAACAUUCACAGACACCGUGUCCACCAUGGGUUCUGGAAAUGUGGAUCUCCAAGCCCAGAAGUCAAAAACACAAAUCUCACUACCGAACCUGACUGUGUGUUAUGUUUUAGAGUCUCUUUGUUUUCAUGGAAUAACACUGUACUUCAGAAGCAUUUUUUGUGUCGUUUUACGUCUCUCUACCUCUCACUUUGUUCAGUAUUGCCAAAAACAAAAAAAAGUUUAAAUAACAAAGUCUUAGUGUGUCAGUGAUUUUUGGUAAGUCUGUAGAGUUCACAGUUUUACCUUUCUCACCAAGUAUUCAGAAAAUAUUUGCCAAACUGUAGGUUGCAAAUUAUAGCACUUUGGUAGCUAUCAGAUCAGGUGACUCACACGUUUCUGUUAGCAACACGUUGUGAAUAUGUGCACAGAAAACAGUUAACCAACAGACCAAAAUGCAAAGAUGCUUUUCUUUUAGCAGCUACCCAUAUGGAUCUGGGCAGACUGUGAGCACAGGUUUUAUUUCAAUGUUGUCCAACAGCAUUUUUAACAGUAAAAGUUGAAGCCAGUAAUAAUUAGUAACCACUAAAGUUGUGUAGCACGUAGGUAAUCAUUAGGAAUUAAAGAAGUAGUCCCCAGAAAAAUAAUGGUUUUCAGUCUCAAACACUCACCUCCUAAAGGCUUGAAGGGUGGCUCUGAAUUGUAUUUAGUUCUGUUCUCAGCUUAAAUUCACAACAGUUACAAUGGAUUUCAGGGGCAGUUUCCCUGUUUUCAUAAUGGGUCACCCCUUUUUGCAGCAAUAUAUGUCUGUAUGUUUUAUGCUUAUUGAACACUUUUUUCCAAACAACCAAGCCCCAAAGUGUUUUGUAGAAGAAUGGGGAUGUAAUGACCACAGAAAAACAACCUCCAAAUUAGGACAAAAUCAACACAGCUAUACAAGUUGUAAGUUGAAUUUCUGCAUUAUCUUGGAUUAAUGGGUGUCAAAAGUUAAAAGCCAUGAAAACCUAUUUUCUCAGUCAGCCUCUUACUAUGAGUAACAAUGAGUUAUACAAGGACACAGUGUUUCUUUCAAAUUUGAACUGUUUUGGUUAUUUCACCAGAGAGAUUUUUCUAUUUUUCUGUUUUUUUCAGUAUUUGAAUCAAAAUGUGUUUUGUGGUAUCCUAUAUUAUCUUGCCAGUUCUGUCAAUUCAAUUUGAUCAAACCACACCGACACAGUCCUGAUGAGGUAGAUUUGUUUUUGAUUGUUGAAUUGAAAAUUGAAAUGGAAACAAAAUGGCAAUGCAGUCUGAUUAUCAGUUUAAUAAUAACCCUGUUUCAUGGAGGAAAAAAGCAUUAAAUGUUAAUAGAAGCUUUUUAAAUCCAUCAUGUGGAUAACAAGCCCUGUUUCUUUUCACUUUCUGUGGACAUUUUACUACUAUUGGUUACUAUUUGAAUCCAUUGUUACUGUUGUGAAUCCAAACUAACCACAGCUGCUGUCCUCUGUAUAAGAGCACACUACAAAUGUUCCAAAGCCUUUAGGUAGUGAGUAUAUUAAUAUUCAAAACUUAGUUUUUCUGGGGAGUAUUCCUUUAAAAAUGGGGAAAUACUCAAACCCAAAACAGGUAAUUGCACUGUCACUUUUAGCCAAGUUUCGGGGUGAACUCAAACGCAACCCUGCUGUUUUGCCCAGAAAUGUGUUUAUAAAAACUUAUAGUGUGACCUUACGCAAAGCACAAACUCAGAAAAGCUACAGCCACCCACCGUAUCGAGAGGCCCUUUUUAACUUAUGUAAAUGUAUGAAGAACAGUGUUUAUACAUUUUUUUCUGUGUCUGUGUACUACAAACUGUAGAUCUUAUGAGUACUUCUUAGGGCCCUAUUCAGUCAAGGAAUCAAUGUACAAGAAGGUUUACAACAUUUUUCUAAACUUGCACCUCAGAAUCAUCAUAUACUUCUUGGCUGAUGAACGUCUACUUAUAAACUGCUUGUAAAAAUGUAUACACUGUACAAAUGUUUGCCUUUUUUGUGUAUUGGUCAAUAUACUGUAUGUGUAAUGCUGCUUCUCUACUGCUGAUAUAAGUAUUACAUUUUAUACUGAGGCCUGUAAUCAUAUUUAAAUCAUGACUAACAGGCCUUAUUCAUAUUUAUACAUAUGUUAUUCAUAUUUAAAUCAUGAACGACAGGCCUGUAUUUUUUUAUAAGCGAAUGGUCAGAUAAUAAUGUAUAUUUCAUGUGUUCAAGAUGUUUAAAAGUAGACCUGGUGAUCAAGUACACUCCGUAGCAACAUUUAUCCGCCAAAUUUGAGUGUAGCGUCUCAUUGUUGGCUAAGACUCAUUCCAGAAAAGCUGGUAACUCAGUUUGACUGAAUAGGGUCCCUCAGUGUGGGGACAGGUGGUGUGAUAGAUUUUGUACUCUUCUGUAUUGUAAUUUCAUUGCGGGGACCCCGUACGACAGCGGGGAUGUCGAAUUGCACAAUGUAGCACUGGUCUCAAGUCUGGUGUUGCACUAGAGCAUCACCAGACUGAACCAGAUCAGACCAGAUCAGGCAGGAACAGUAUUUUAUAUGUAUAUGUAUAUAUAUAUUCUGUAUAUACUGUAUGUAUGUUUUCUGGAGAGUUGACUUGCAGCGAACUGCCGUGACUCUGUGACUCUCCUCCUGAAACACAAGGCAGAGCCUUUCAUUUAUUUAUCACGACAAGAUGUCAACUUCAUCUUACUCCCACACUUUCAUAUAUACUGUACAUCCAGAACAUGUAUUUGUAUAUGAAACAUGCAUGACACUUACAUACCAAGGCGAGGGCUGAGUGAAGAUUAAGGGAUUCUUGCUUGUUUUCUCAGAGAAACAGUGGUUUCAUAGACCUGAUAUUUAUCUUAGUACCAGCACCUAAAGCUGGGCGUCUCAACCUUUUCUGGCUUGUGACCACAUUUUCGGUCCAGGAUGUCAAGGUGUUAGGGGAAUUUUUGAAUGGCAUAUACAGUAUUCAAUUCCAAGAACUUAAAUACUCCAAACAGAUAAUAUAGAAACAAAAAAUCUUUGCCAUGACUCUGACUGAAAUUUAUAAUUUUGAUAAUAGAAAAUGUUUAGAACAUUUAAAUCUGCAUCUGGUUGUAGCUGUUCAUUAAAAUACACAUAGUGAUCAUGACACACAAGAGCCAGAUUUUUUGUACUUCCAUGGAAUUCCCCCUGUAAUUUCUCCUACACACUUCACAGCACGUUCUCAUUCCCAGGUCUUCAAAAACAGAUGCGAGCAGUGUUCAGUUAGUGGCAAUUUGAAACUUCACUGAUAGAUGCAGCUAAAUCCUAUACACAAAAAUAUGGACUCCUGGCACACCGUCCUUAGGCCAUGGCCAGAAUUUUCAAAAAUCAUUAACAUUUUUAACUGAGAUAAUGAUGAUAAACAGUAUUAAAACCAAUUCAAUCUUCACUAAACUUUUGCCAGCUGAAAUGACACCUGUCACUAUCAGUUAUUAUUAACUGUACCUAGCUAAUUUAGCUAACGUUAGCUCCAUGAGUUGUCUUAAAAAGGUUGCCUCUGAUGUACUACGCUAUAUACUUAGUGGCUACAUCCUAUAAUGCUAAAAGACUCAGACUAAAGCACGUCACAGGCAAAAAGUUAGUAUCCUUACUAGUCGAUGAUCCAUGUAGUCGACAUGGAAAUUAAAAAAAUUAGCAUUAGUCUCGUUCACAUAGGCCGCCGAGCUGCUGCUGCCAACCUAUGUUUCUUCAUACACUUUCCUUUGUAUGUCCAUGAAAAAGUAAUAUUUUUAUAUCAUUUAAUUUACAAUUUAAUAUAUAUAUAUAUAUAUAUAUAUAUAUAUAUAUAUAGUUUAAACAUAAAUGUGAAAUGGUAACUAGAAACUGUCACAUGUAGUUUGUUUAGCGAGAGAGAGAGAGAGAGAGAGAGAGAUAGCCGGCUCACUUCCCAAAAUUCUUUCACAAGUGAAGUCGUAAAUAAAAGAUUAUUACAGUGCUUUUACUUUGUAAAAGAAGUUUAAACUGUCUUGAAAUAUGUGGAUAUGACUACCAAUAGAUCCUUUCUUGCUGGGAGACGUGCACAGCUUGCAGUAAAAAUAGGCCAAACCUCGACUCUCUAUUGAAGCGUUGCUGCAGACGCAGCUGAGAUGCACGUGAGGCGGGCAGCUAUCCACUCUAAUUUGUUAACAUGGCCGCCAAAAUAAAAAUCAAGACAUUCCUCCACGCACGCGCCAUGCAGACACAGGUGGUGUAAACAAGAUGUUAGCUUACAUACUUGUAGGCCUAUUUUAAAACUGUAUGUUUUAUCACAAUACAGGAGUAACAUUAAAAUUACUGUUCAUUCUAAAGGCUAACCGAUAUUUGAAACGUAUGUCGCUAUCUUGAGGUAAUGUAGGUUGAAAUUGAGUGUAAACUAUGGAACUCCAUAAACUAAUGUAGUGAUGUACUCCUUGGCCAUAUAAAUAAUGCUUGGUUAGUACUGUAAGUUGUAAGUUAAUUAGUUGGUCUUGCUAUUAACAGAAGCUCAGAUAAACAACCACAUUUACACCUUUCUUAUGCUUUUCUCCUGUUUUUGUUUUUGGAAAAGCUAGAAAAAAAGACGCUCCUCCUCCAAAGUCUUUACUUGCAUAUAACAUAUAGAAAAAUCCAAAGCUUGACAGACCUAGUUAUGGUUGCUAGUUAUAAUUGGACAAUUACUGUUUGGGAGAGGGGUUUAACAAACGGUAAACAAUAAAAGCUACAACAUACAACUACAUUCUAUCUGCAUCAUAGAGCGCAGUAUAGAUAUGACAGCAUGGCUUGCAUUAGAUGGAUUUGCCCUCAGGAAAAGGAAAUGAAUGCUGUUUGCAUAAGAACCCAGUGGAGUUGGAAGUCUUAACAUUUACCGAUGUGUUGGUCACGUGCGGCUGCAAUGUGUGAAAUUACUGUUCCUCUGAGGCUGUGUCAGCAUAGGUGUGACAAUCAAAAGCAUUUAUUGUGUAGGAGACUACAAGGCGGAAAAAAAAAAUCUACCAGCACGCUACCGGUGGACAUACAAGCCUUAAUGAAUUAGGCUUACACCUCGCUGCCUCCCACCGCUCAUCGUUGCAUCCAUGUCACUCUGCCAAGGCGGUACCAUGUCAGCAUGCCAGGCCAUAUGAACGCCCACAUAAUCUUCACACAUACAACAUGAAAGUUGUUUACUGUACCUUAUAUUAACAACGUGGUUUAUUUGAAUGCUUGUGAUGAAUAUCCUGUUUUAUUCUGAUGUUUUUUAUAGCAUGCAUUAAGUUUAAGCAUGUGUAGAUUUUUUCAAACAGAGGAACCAGUUGGUUUGAAAAAAAAUUGUACAUCUUUACAAGUUAUUUCAGAGUAUUUUAGACAACUUUUUUGCCUUAAAAAUCUCACUGAUCAAUCUUGGAAUUGUGCAAUGCCUUCAGAUGUUUCUUUUAAAAACUGGUUAUUUUUUUCUGGUUGGUUUUUCUUUUUCUUUUUUUGGUACGCAGCCUCUCAUCGGACUCAUUUCAGCAUUGUUCUCUCAGACCCAGUGGUUGGAAUAAUGUGAAUAGGCGGGAGAACCAACUUGAAAACAACUGGGCUGUCUCGCUACACAGUUCUAUAUUUUAUCAUAAACUGAAACAAUUCAUAAGCCCAAUUUCAUUAAUCCAGCUGUUAUUUUUCAUCAGCCCUCAUUUUGUAUCUCUAAAGAGUGAUUCAUGGCUUCUGCAUGAUGCUUGUGAUUACACGAAAAGACCAAUCAAAAUGAUUUGUCCAUCGAUACAUAAUAUUUACUUAAAAUCAGUUCUUAAGGUUAGUGUUAUUGCAAGACAGCACAGGUUUUACUGUUCUAACAGGAAAUAUGUAUGCCACUAAAGACUGAUUUAAAAUGACUAUUUCUGUAAGAAUUUAAGUCUUUAAAUAAAUAUUCAUAUCAAACCUU
Messenger RNA from Dicentrarchus labrax (European seabass), 8651 nucleotides. RefSeq names its product copine-8-like. The transcript is spliced from 20 exons. Lineage: Eukaryota; Metazoa; Chordata; Actinopteri; Moronidae. The coding region runs from base 220 to 1926 and encodes 568 amino acids. Gene Ontology annotation, molecular function: calcium-dependent phospholipid binding. The record is from RefSeq and is a predicted model, not a curated record. Gene Ontology annotation, biological process: cellular response to calcium ion. Gene Ontology annotation, cellular component: plasma membrane.